This is a messenger RNA of Peromyscus maniculatus bairdii (prairie deer mouse), 4768 nucleotides long. RefSeq lists its product as uncharacterized. Gene Ontology annotation, biological process: regulation of transcription by RNA polymerase II. Gene Ontology annotation, molecular function: DNA-binding transcription activator activity, RNA polymerase II-specific; RNA polymerase II cis-regulatory region sequence-specific DNA binding. The record is from RefSeq and is a predicted model, not a curated record. Gene Ontology annotation, cellular component: nucleus. Lineage: Eukaryota; Metazoa; Chordata; Mammalia; Rodentia; Cricetidae.
UGAAGCUAUGUGUUUCUGUGUGUGGGUGUGUGAGUGUGCAUAUGCGUGUGAGUGUGAGUGUGUGCGUGUGCGCGUGCCUUGCCGACUGUUGGCUUUCGCUGGCUUCACGGGUAACGCUGGGCAUGCGCAAUACUAAUAGCCCAAGAGGACGGUUUUGGUUUUUUUUUUUUUUUUGAAGACCGGAAGUGACAGUGGUCCUGGAAGAUGGUUUCUUGCUCGAGCUGCUGCUAUUGAGUAUUUCUGUUAUUAAUUCUGUUAAUAACAAGAAGUCUUCGGGGAUGAUUCCGGUUUCUCCGCUGAUGCAGUAAGCCAGAUCAAGCCGAACUGAAAAAGUAAAAGAACAGGUUUAUUUUGAGCAAAGCAACUCACAGAGAUCAGUGUCCUUCAUGGAUGUGACUAUAGAUUUCAGCAGAGAAGAAUGGCAGCACCUAGACCCUGAUCAAAGAAGUCUCUACCAGGAUGUGAUGCAGGAGACCUACAGUCACCUGCGCUCAGUAGGAUAUCAAGUUCCCAAGACAGAGGUUUUCAUGCUGGAGCAAGGAAAGGAAACGUGGUCAUUGCGGAAUGAGAGCCCAUGUCAGCACUGUGCAGAAGAAUUGCAGCAGAUUGGUGACCAGAAAGAGACCUAUCAGCAAAUAGCAAAUAGCAAAUCAGCAAGUGAUGUUAUUUUCAUCAAGAAGACACUGGAUACAAAGAGUCAUUAUGGAUAUAAGACCAUUAGAAAAAUAAUUCAUGUGAAUCCAUACAUUGUUCUUCCCCCUAAAAGACCCCACCAGUGCGACUCAUUUGGGAAUGAUCUGAAGCAUAAUUUAUAUUUACAGAGUCAUAAUGAAAAUAAUGGGCCAAAGAGAAUUAAAAGGAUUCCUGAAUGCAGUAAAAUUUCAUCCUAUACCAAUGCUGAACAUACUGUAACAGAAGAGAAAUUUUGGGACCAUAAUCAGUGUGGAAAAGUCAUCAAUUAUGAACAAGUACCUUGUCAAUAUCCAAAAUUUUAUAUUGGAGAGAAAUCAUAUGAAUGUGCUGAAUUUGGAAAGAUCUUCACCCAGAAGUCACAGUUCAAAAUACAUAUGAAAUCUCAAACAGGAGAAAAACUCUAUGUAUGUAUUGAAUGUGGGAAGGCAUUUUCACAGAAGCCAGAAUUCAUUACACAUCAGAAAACCCAUACUAGAGAGAAGCCCUAUAAAUGCAAUGACUGUGGAAAAUCCUUUUUCCAAGUAUCUUCUCUCUUCAGACAUCAGAGGAUUCACACUGGAGAAAAGCUCUAUGAAUGCAGCGAGUGUGGGAAAGGCUUCUCAUAUAACUCAGACCUCAGUAUACAUCAGAAAAUUCAUACAGGAGAGAGACAUCAUGAAUGCAUUGACUGUGGCAAAGCAUUCACACAAAAGUCCACACUCAAGAUGCACCAGAAAAUCCAUACAGGAGAGAGGUCCUAUAUAUGUAUUGAAUGUGGACAAGCUUUUAUCCAGAAGACACACUUGGUUGCACACCGAAGAAUUCACACUGGAGAAAAGCCAUAUGGAUGCAAUAUCUGUGGGAAAUCCUUCAUUUCCAAGUCACAACUGCAGGUCCAUCAACGAAUUCACACAAGAGUGGGGCCCUGUAUAUCUGCUGAAUAUGGGAAAAUCUUCAGCAGUAGUUCCAACCUCAUUACACAUAAAAAAAUUCAAAUUAGAGAGAAAUCUUCCAUCUGCACUGAAUGUGGGAAGGCCUUUACCUAUAAGUCAGAAUUAAUCAUUCACCAGAGAAUUCACACUGGAGAGAAGCCUUAUCAGUGUAGUGACUGUGGAAAAGCCUUCACCCAGAAGUCAGCUCUCACAGUGCACCAAAGAAUCCACACAGGAGAAAAAUCAUAUGUAUGCAUGAAAUGUGGGCUUGCUUUCAUCCAAAAGGCACACUUGAUUGCACACCAGAUAAUUCAUACUGGAGAAAAGCCUUAUAAAUGUGGUCACUGUGGGAAACUCUUUACUUCCAAGUCACAACUCCAUGUACACAAGCGAAUUCACACAGGAGAAAAACCUUACGUGUGCAGUAAGUGUGGGAAGGCAUUCACCAACAGGUCAAAUCUCAUCACACAUCAGAAAACUCACACAGGAGAAAAAUCCUAUGUAUGUUCAAAAUGUGGAAAGGCCUUCACUCAGAGGUCAGACCUGAUUACACACCAGAGAAUUCAUACCGGAGAGAAACCAUAUGGAUGUGGUACCUGUGGGAAAGCCUUUACCCAGAAAUCACACCUCAAUAUACACCAGAAAAUUCAUACUGGAGAGAGACAGUAUGAAUGCCAUGAAUGUGGGAAAGCCUUCAAUCAGAAAUCAAUACUCAUUGUUCAUCAGAAAAUUCAUACGGGGGAGAAACCCUAUGUAUGUGCUGAAUGUGGAAGAGCUUUCAUCCGAAAGUCAAACUUCAUCACCCAUCAAAGAAUUCAUACUGGAGAGAAACCUUAUGAAUGCAGUGACUGUGGGAAAUCCUUUACCUCCAAAUCUCAGCUCUUGGUGCACCAGCCAGUCCACACAGGUGAGAAACCGUAUGUGUGUGCUGAAUGUGGGAAAGCCUUCAGUGGUAGGUCAAAUCUCAGUAAGCACCAAAAAACUCAUACUGGGGAGAAACCAUACGUCUGUUCUGAAUGUGGGAAGACCUUCAGACAAAAGUCAGAGUUGGUAACACAUCAUAGAAUUCAUACUGGAGAGAAGCCUUAUGAAUGUAGUGACUGUGGGAAAUCUUUCACUAAGAAAUCACAGCUCCAAGUGCAUCAGCGAAUUCACACAGGAGAGAAGCCUUAUGUGUGUACUGAGUGUGGGAAGGCCUUCACUGAUAGGUCCAAUCUGAAUAAGCACCAAACAACACACACUGGAGAUAAACCUUACAAGUGUUUAGUCUGUGGAAAAGGCUUUGUUCAGAAGUCAGUGCUCAGUGUGCAUCAGAGUAUUCACACUUAAAUGGUUUGAGGAGAAACUCAUUGAGGAAAUGUCUUAUUAUAAUCACUCUCUAUGAAACAGAAUGCAGUGUAUAUUAUUGUAAAUAAAAAUGCCCAUGUAGAAGUGCCACAUAUUACUGCUCAGAAAAGGACCUCAGAGAAGAUGCUGAAUGGGAUUAUGGAGGACAUUUCUACAUACUGAGAAGAAACUGCAUCAAUUUGAUACAACAGAAAGUUUCUCAUGAAAAAAUACAAUGGAACACUGUGUAACUCCUGAUGAUGAGAAUCCUGUUGGUGGAAUUGGUCUAGUGCCAACUGAUUGAAUAGUAAAACCGUCUAGUAUACAUGACAGUGAUAGCCUUCUUUUCUGUCAGUUGUUUGUUGCAUAUAUUAACAGACCUGUGGGUGUGUUUGCAUUCUUGGUUGAAUGUAACAUAUUUGUGCUUAUCCAGUGCUUCUGUUGAGAGAGAUAUACUGCAGGAAUGGGUGUGGCAUUUCAUUCUUAUAAUUCCAGCCUUUGGGAAGAACUGAGGCAGGAGGGUCACCACGAUUCAAGGCUAGUCUGAGCUACAGGGUAAGACCCUGUCUCAAAAAUUAGAGAGAAAGACCACACUAAAAACAUAUAUUGACACAACCUUCAGAGUGUAAGUGGACCUCCCAUUGUCAUUUACACCAGGACCUGUAACACACUUCAUAAGGGACCACUUCUAAGUGUUACAGCUCUGGAGGGAAAGGUACCCUGGCCAUCAAAAGCCAGACUAUACCUACAGCUGGGAAGGGAAAGGUAUCCUGGCUGUGGGAAGCCAGGCUAUACCUGUCAGUGUUACAGCUCUAAAGAGAAAGGUUUCUUGGCCAUUGGAAGCCAGGAUAUACUUGUGUUACAAUUCUGAAGAGAAAGGUUUCCUGGAGAAGCUGGGCUAUACCUAUAGCUCAGAAUGGAAAGGUAUCCUGACUGUCAGAAGCCAGGCUAUACCUGUGUUACAACUCUGAAGAGAAACCUAUCCUGGCCAUUGGAAGCCAACCUAUACCUGCAAGUGUUACAGCUCUGAAGAGAAAGAUUUCCUGGCCGUCAGAAGCCAGGCUAUUACCUAUAGCUUGGAAUGGAAAGGUAUCCUGGCUGUGGGAAGCCAGGCUAUACUUACAGCUCUGUUCUGGUGAGGGAGAGUUCCCCCACAGGAAUGUAGCAGUUCUGCUUCUCUCUGGGAGAGCCAUUACAUCUCUGCUCCACUCUGCUAAGGAAAUUUCCCCACAGAAAUGUAGUAGUUCAGCUUUUGCUCCUACCGAAGUUGUUACUUCUCUGCCUCAGUCUACUCCAGCAAAAGAAGGUCAUCACUCAAACUUCAUUCAAGAGAUUUAGUGGGAGGGAGGAAUCCAAGAGAGAAGCUGCCUCUGCAGGGUGAGAAAGGGCAGCUUCUAACUGAAUGGGCACAGAGCUUAUAUAUGUCUUCUUAGGGGCAGAGUUUUUCCAGGGCGAAGAUUUUCAGGGUGGGGAUUGAUAGGAUUUCAAUCCCUGAGCUUGGACACGCUCAGAAGUGGACUGGAUUUCAUGCUCAGGAAUUGGUUGGUUUUCAUGCUGAGUUGUUCGGGGACAGAGUGUGUUUCUUUGGCUCUGGUUUCAGGGCCAAAGUGUGUUUCUUUCACUGGCCCUUUUUAACCUUUUGACUCUAGUUUCAGGGGGCAGUGAAUUGGCUCUGAUCUCAGGGGCAGGGUGUGUUUCUUUGGCUGGCCCUUUUAUCCGACACCAGUAAUACCUCUGUCAAAAACAAUCAACAUGUUGUCUCCUGACCCCAGUUAUAAUGCCUUUGGAAUUUUCUUUACCCCCAGGAAGGCUUGAAAUAAACUUUUAAGAUCACCUGG